Metschnikowia bicuspidata var. bicuspidata NRRL YB-4993 is the source of this 623-nucleotide messenger RNA. RefSeq lists its product as uncharacterized. The coding region runs from base 108 to 497 and encodes 129 amino acids. The transcript has a single exon. The record is from RefSeq and is a predicted model, not a curated record. NCBI's taxonomy places the organism in Eukaryota, Fungi, Ascomycota, Pichiomycetes, Serinales, Metschnikowiaceae.
GUUGUUUCUGGGUAGAUUCUGGGAAGUUUCUGGGUUAUCUCUGGGCUACGGCCAAAGUUUGAUGGACGGCUUAUUCUGCCAUGUUGAGAAUGGACAUGGCUGCCUAGAUGGUCGCUACUUUUACGAGUUUCGUGACGAUUUUGUGGAUCAGACGUAUAAAGCGAGAGCCGCGACGAAAGGUUGGCUCUGGAAGAAGCAGCCUCACGGAACAGAAGAGGCAAAGUCAUAUUCGGGCCGUUGUAGUUGUCUCUAUGUUUGGGUCGCUGCAUCGGUCCUUUAUAUCUGUUGUGGCUCUUUUAUGUUGGCCCUUUUAUGUUGUCCCUUUUAUGUUGUCCCUUUUAUGUUGUCCCUUUUAUGUUGUCCCUUUUAUGUUGUCCCUUCUAUGUUGUCCCUUCUAUUGCGGCCCCGACCUUGGGCCUAUACACUGCGGCCCUGAUAAAAAUAAGAAAAUAAAAUCACCCAAAGGUGGGGUAUCAUUGAAUAUAAAGGAGUCAUAGAAUAAUGACGUGAUUAGAUAUGCUCAAAUAAGUAGAAAUAGAAUUAUUAUACCUGUAAUUAUAUAUUAGAUAUAAGGUAAAACAAUAAAGAAACUUAUUAACAAUAAAGUACAACUAGCAAUAACA